This is a messenger RNA of Chanos chanos (milkfish), 1053 nucleotides long. It is a transcript of the gene calhm1b, whose product is annotated as calcium homeostasis modulator 1b. The coding region runs from base 1 to 1053 and encodes 350 amino acids. Gene Ontology annotation, molecular function: monoatomic cation channel activity. NCBI's taxonomy places the organism in Eukaryota, Metazoa, Chordata, Actinopteri, Gonorynchiformes, Chanidae. The transcript is spliced from 2 exons. The record is from RefSeq and is a predicted model, not a curated record. Gene Ontology annotation, cellular component: plasma membrane.
AUGGAUAAAUUUCGCAUGAUGUUCCAGUUUCUCCAGUCUAACCAAGAGUCUUUCAUGAACGGUAUUUGCGGCAUAAUGGCACUUGCGAGUGCUCAGCUGUAUUCGUCCUUUGAGUUCAACUGCCCGUGUAUGCCAGAGUAUAACUACAGCUACGGGAUCGGCAUGUUAGUGAUCCCACCGAUUUGGUUUUUCCUUCUUGGCUUCGUGUUAAACAACAACGUAUCGAUGCUUGCGGAAGAGUGGAGGCGGCCACUGGGCCAGCGUGGGAAGGACCCAACGGUGCUCCGAUACAUGUUUUGUUCCAUCUCUCAGCGUUCGUUGAUAGCACCUGCUGUUUGGAUUACUGUGACGUUAAUGGACGGGAAGAGCUUUCUCUGUGCCUACAGUAUGGAUCUGGAAGUAUCCCAGUUUGGAAACACCAGUGGAUUUUCUGAGGAGGAUCUCACGAGGCUUCUGGCUAAAAUACCAUGUAAGCACUUAUUUGAUGGACAAGAUGUUUUAUCCAGAGAGGCAGCAACCAGGUACCUCCGAUGUGUGUCACAGGCCUUUGGAUGGCUCUUCCUCCUUCUCAUCACCCUCACAGCGUUCAUGAUCAGAGCCAUUAGACCCUGCUUCACACAAGCUGCAUUCCUCAAGACCAAAUACUGGUCUCACUACAUCGACAUUGAGCGCAAGAUGUUUGAUGAAACCUGCACGGAACACGCUAAGAGUUUCGCUAAAGUUUGCAUCCAGCAGUACUUCGAGAGCAUCAGUGGCGAAAUGCGUAGCUUCCACCGUCAGCGCUCAGACGACAGCGACGACGAUGAUGAUGACGACGACAGGCAUAAGAGUGAUGAAGACAAACUGCUGGGUAUACGGGCUCAGGAUGACAUGAAUAAAGUGCUGUGGAACUGGCAUACCUGCAAGCCAGCCCUUAGCUUACGAAAGUACGACGUCAGCGGGGAGGCUAACAUUAGCGCUAGCACCGGCCAAAACGGCCUCAUAAACGGUCACGCACAUCAUGAAGAUAGCAUUCAAAAGAAAGAAUGGGCUGUGUAUUACAGUAAAGUGUGA